CUGCGCCGGCUGAUGAUCAAGAAUGGUGGGCGAGGCAGGUGAGGGGCCAAUAUUUGUAGAACCGCUAAUUAUUGCAAAGAGAGAAUUGAAAAAAUAAUGGAGAUGACAGAGGAUGUUGUGAUCAUUGGUGCUGGAAUUUCUGGUCUUGCUACUGCUCUUGGGCUUCACAGGGAGGGGGUGAGGAGCUUAGUGGUGGAGUCAUCAGAGGGCUUAAGAAACACAGGGUUCGCGCUUUCAUUGUGGACGAAUGGGUGGAGGGCACUUGACGCGCUUGGAAUUGGAGAUUGUCUCAGGCAACACUCCCUCCAGAUCAGCGAGUACCAGGUUUUCUCUGCAGACUCCGGGCUUCCCACUGCUGCCGCACCACUGCAUUUGCACAAGAAUCAGUGAGACUUUUGAGAGCCGCUGCUUGAGAAGGAAAUUGUUACUGGAGACAUUAAACAAAGAGCUGCCUCCAGCAACCGUACGGUACUCCUCAAAGGUGGUUAUGAUUGAAGAAUCUGGAAUGUUCAAAUUGGUUCAUCUCGCAGAUGGGUCCGUUAUCAAGGCUAAGGUUCUAAUUGGGUGCGAUGGAGUGAACUCAAUGGUGGCCAAGUGGUUGGGACUCCAGAGUGCAGUUGAUUCGAAGAGAUCAGCAAUUAGAGGAUUCGUUGAGUAUGCGCAUGGGUAUGAGCCAAAGAUUUAUGCUUUUUAUGGAGGUGGUGUGCGCUUCGGCUUUCUUCCUUGUGAUGAUAAUGCUUUGUAUUGGUUCUGCACUUACAACCAAUCUGUUGCCCACUUCGAUAAAAGUGAGGCGCAUGAUCCCAUCAAACUCAAGAAGUUUGUGCUAAGCAAGGCUAAGGAUGUGUCGGAGGAAGUGAGCGACAUUCUUGAGAGGACUCCACUGCACUCUAUUUCCAGUUCUAAGCUAAAGCUAAGACUCCCAUGGAAUGUGUUGCUAGGAGACAUUGCCCGCGACAACGUUUGUGUAGCCGGUGAUGCCCUCCAUCCGAUGACACCCGAUCUCGGGCAGGGUGGGUGCUCUGCCCUUGAAGACAGCAUUGUACUUGCCCGGUGCCUUGCAGGCGCAUUAUUGGGGAAAAGACCAAUACAAGAUGAUGAUGAUGAUGAUGAUAGUUUCAAAAGGAUAAAAGAGAGCCUUGCGAAAUACACUAAGCAGAGGAGAUGGAGAAGCUUUGCACUCAUCACUGCAGCUUAUUUGACUGGUUUUGUUCAGGAGAGUAAUAACAGAGUGAUCAGCUUCUUAAGGGAUAAGUUCUUGGUUCAUCAUACUUUGAGGAUCGUGCUUUGUAUGGCAGAUUUUGAUUGUGGGGAACUAUUGUUAUGAUUUAGAUAUUAAUUAAUCGUGAAAGCAAUAAGGACUUUUCUGUUGAAGUUUUUUAUUCGGACAUGUUGAACAAAUCCCUUAAAGUCCGAUUUCAUAUUUGCUCAAAAAAUGAGAUUUUUUUUUGCAUCGCUGCAUUCAACUAAACCUCCUCCAAGCACAAUCACUGAGUGAAAGACUUACAACGGCCAAAGUAGAUGAUGAUGAAGAAGAGAAACAAGCUAAGCGGCCAGUCUGGUGCGAAACUCUACCACCCGUGUUACCUUUUAAUGGAACGACGUGAGCCAUUAAUCGCAGAGUACAGCUUGGGAGAGCUUUGUGAUAUUUUUAUGAAUAGAUAUUUUAUGCUCAAAAUAGCAAAACUCUCGGUCAUCCUUAUAAUUUUGUAUAUAUUGUGAAAAGGUUAGAUAAGUAUCACAACUUAAAGAAUGAUCCAUAAUUAUCCUAUUAUUAUAUCCACAUAAUCUAUGAGAGGGAAACCACAUUGAGAUUGGUUAUUUAAAAGGUAAAACACUUGCACG
This is a messenger RNA of Cuscuta epithymum, 1845 nucleotides long. NCBI's taxonomy places the organism in Eukaryota, Viridiplantae, Streptophyta, Magnoliopsida, Solanales, Convolvulaceae. The record is from the annotation of a GenBank genome assembly.